CUAAAAAAAAGUAACACGACGACGACGCUAUCUCAGUUCAGUUCAACACAGCAGCACCGCCUCUGUCUCCCCUCUGCUCCCAAUCCAUGGCUGCUCCGCCGCGGCGAAACCCCAACCACGGCGGCAAGAGGAAGGAUGAGGAGCCGUGGCUCGCGGCGGGCAUCCGCCCGGCCAACUUCCUCCCGGGCCUGGCCAUCGGGUUCCUCCUCGGCCUCUCCUCCUCCUGGAGGCCGAGGAUCAGCCUCCCGUCUGCCCCGGCGCCACGGGGCUCCAAGCGGGCCGCCGUCGGUUCGUCCGCCGCCCCAGCACCAGGCGAAGAGCUCAAGAUGGUUUUAGUUGUGCGUCAGGAUCUUAAGAUGGGGGCUGGGAAAAUAGCGUCUCAAUGUGCCCAUGCGGCAACUGGCUUGUAUGCGGAUCUGUUGGCAAGCAACCGAGUUCUUUUGAGACAAUGGGAACAGUUCGGACCAUGCAAGAAUCAACAGGAAAUGAACAGGAUAAAGGAAACUGCAGAACACCGAGGUAUCCCAACUUUUGUUGUUGCAGAUGCAGGUACUGGCUGGGUCUAAGACAGUUCUUGCAGUAGGGCCAGGGAGGAAAGCAGACAUAGAUUCAGUUACUGGGAAAUUGCGCUUACUGUGAGCUGCAUCUUGGGCAUGAACAUCCACCACAGUCUGGUUUUAUCAUCCCGGUUUGAGAACCGGAAUGCUUUGGUUCGGCCAGGAGCAUCAGCCCGGUUUUAUCAUCUCGUGCAAGCGCCGCCUGCUCUUUUGCCGUCUCUUUUUGCACCGAUGGAUACGUACGGCGACGAGUGGUUUACACGUCCGAAAGCAAAGCACAUAAACCGGCGUCCGGGCUGAUCAAUUGGUAGCAUGGCACUGUGGGCAUAUGAUGGUCGGCAGCGCUGCCGUGCCAUGCGCCCAACUUAUUUUCCUGCACGACGGGACUGCCUGCCCGAAUAUGGAGCCCCGGCCGGCAGUAGGAACAGGGGGUAGUAUAGAAACAGAGCCUACGGUAGAAGAAUAGAAAAAAGAUACUGGGCCGUUGGAUCAGCCACGUACGCCACAGAUUCCAGAGGAUGGAUCUGUACUCAUAACUACACAACUCUGUGCAAAAACGUCCCUUUUUUCCCAACUAAUUUGCUUUAGGUCCCUCUCCUUCAAAACGACUCUCCCUGUCGCUCGCUCCCCUGUUCCCCAAUCUCUCGUCGACGGUGGCGGCUGCCUAGAUAAGCAGAUCCGGUGCUUCCGUGGUGGACGACGGCACCUUCUCCCUGCCUCCUCCCAUCCUACUCCGGCAUCCACGUUGCUUGGCUCCGUCCCCAGGCAUCUCCUCGCCUCCUUGGCCUCGCAGGAUUAGCAACAAGAUUUAGCUCCAAAGCGCCUCACCUGUGGUUUUAAUUAUAUCUGCUGAAACGGUCAAGCCCACUGCAUUUAUUUUCAAAGGAGUGAAGAGAGAGUCAGAGCAAAAAUACACGAGCAGAGUAGAUUUUGGUCUGAUUUCUCCCGGCACAAGAAGCUCGAUGAGCAAUAAGCACUAGUAACAGAGGCUUUUCUAUUGUGUACCAUCAAGUAGCAAAAGUUGAUGCAAUUUCUACUGGCAAUGCUUGCUGAAACGGCAAUUAUUUUGGUCCUUCAUAAUUAGUCUUGCAUGAAAUGUACCAAAAAGGAUCCUCUCAUGAUAUGUUACACUUGAUAGGAUAUGUAUGUGUGUCUCUUCUGUUGUGUUCGGUCUGCGAUCAUGCAAUUUCAAAUGUAUGUUUAGUUAUGAUUUGGGACUAAAGGCUUUGUUGUUGUUGUUGUUUGUUUAGUUAUGAUUUCAGGUGGAUGGAUUAA
Aegilops tauschii subsp. strangulata is the source of this 1832-nucleotide messenger RNA. NCBI's taxonomy places the organism in Eukaryota, Viridiplantae, Streptophyta, Magnoliopsida, Poales, Poaceae. The record is from RefSeq and is a predicted model, not a curated record.